AUGAGAUCACAGUCGUCGUUUGGUGGAAGCAGCUCCAGACUAUCGAAUUACAGCCGUACAUUGGAUUUACCAGAUGAUCAUGACGAUUCCGGUGCACUCAGCUUUGACGACUGCGAACUCGGCGGUGCAAUGUUACCGAUAUUUCUCAACGACCUGAGAAGAAACAGCGAGCAAAACGACGGCUUAGUUGAAGUUACGCUAGAGUUGGAUAAUGACUCCAUUUUUGUUUGCAGUGUCAAACCUAAUGACAAGCCUACCUCAUCAGUGACAUCUGAUCCUGGCCACGGUGCUGCUGGUGGUAGUGGCGGAGGGAUUUUGGAAAGGAGUUUAUCGGCGACGUCGAGAAUACGACGGACGUUCGGGUGGUUAAGGUCGAGAUCAUCGAGAACAAGUUCAUCGGAGAAUAUAGAGAGAUCGAUAACGGAUCGAGAUGCGAGGAGAAUCAGAGCGAAACUUCAACGGACGAGAUCAGGAGCUCAACAAGCGCUUAAAGGAUUAAGGUUUAUUAAUAAAACGACAGGAGAUUCUGAUGCUAAUGAGUUGUGGAGACGAGUUGAGUUAAGGUUUAACUCGCUUGCUAUUGAUGGUUUGCUUGCUAGAGAAGAUUUUGGUGAAUGUAUAGGAAUGGUGAAUUCGAAGGAAUUUGCAGUAUGUAUAUUUGAUGCAUUAGCGAGGAGGAAACGACGUCGGAUAUCAAAGAUAACGAAAGAGGAGCUUUAUGAGUUUUGGCUACAGAUUACAGACCAGAGCUUUGACGCGCGCCUUCAAAUUUUCUUUGACAUGGUUGAUAGCAAUGGAGAUGGAAGAAUUACAAGGGAUGAAGUGCAGGAGCUUAUAAUGCUCAGCGCUUCUGCAAAUAAAUUGUCAAAGCUCAAAGAACAAGCUGAAGAAUAUGCGUCACUGAUCAUGGAAGAAUUAGAUCCAGAAAGUUUUGGAUAUAUUGAGUUAUGGCAGUUAGAAACUCUUCUCCUACAAAGAGACACAUAUAUGAACUACAGCAGACCACUAAGCACAACAAGUGUGGGCUGGAAUCAGAACAUCAGUUCAUUCAGACCCCAGAAUGUCGUGCGUAGGCUAAGCUUUAAAUUAAGGUGUCUAAUUCUAGAGAACUGGCAGAGAGGUUUCAUUUUAAUGCUGUGGAUGAUGGCAAUGACUUGCCUAUUCGCUUGGAAAUUUUACCAGUACAGGAAUAGAGCAGCAUUUCAGGCCAUGGGCUAUUGCUUGUGUAUUGCAAAGGGUGCUGCAGAGACUCUCAAGCUCAAUAUGGCUCUAAUUCUUUUACCUGUUUGUCGAAACACCCUGACUUGGCUUCGUUCCACUAGAGCAAGAUCCUUCAUUCCCUUUGAUGACAACAUUAAUUUCCACAAGAUAAUUGCAUGUGCAAUAGCCAUUGGGGUGUUCCUUCACGCUGGAAAUCAUUUGCUUUGCGACUUUCCCCGUCUAGUAAACUCGUCCCCAGAUGAAUUUGCCUUGAUAGCAUCUGAUUUCCAUAACAAAAAGCCUACAUAUCAUGAUCUAAUCACAGGCGUUGAAGGUAUUACUGGGAUUUCGAUGGUGCUACUAAUGGCCAUAGCCUUCACAUUAGCAACACGCCAGUUCAGAAGGAAUGUAGUAAAAUUACCUGCACCACUCAACAGAUUGACAGGUUUCAAUGCAUUUUGGUACUCUCAUCAUCUUCUUGGUCUUGUCUAUGUUUUGCUGCUUGCUCAUGGGACCUUCUUAUACUUGGCUCACAAGUGGAGUCAGAAAAAUACAUGGCUGUAUAUAUCUGCUCCCUUGUUACUCUAUGUAGCAGAACGGAGCGUGCGAACAUGUAGAUCAGAACAUUAUUCAGUAAAAAUACUGAAGGUAUCUGUUCUACCAGGAAACGUCUUUUGCUUAACCAUGUCUAAGCCACAAGGAUUUAAGUACAAAAGUGGGCAGUACAUAUUUCUACAAUGUCCGGCAAUUUCCUCGUUUGAAUGGCACCCAUUUUCUAUAACUUCGGCACCAGGUGAUGAGUCCCUCAGUGUUCACAUUCGGAUAGUGGGAGACUGGACACAUGAGUUGAAGAGAGUUUUCACUGAGGUAAAUGAUUCAUCGUCUGUUAUUGGCCGAGCCAUUUUUGGUCAAGUUGGAGAUGUGGAUCAAAGAGGCCAACCGAAACUAUAUGUUGAUGGUCCAUAUGGUGCUCCUGCGCAAGAUUACCAAAAUUAUGAUGUCCUACUCCUCGUGGGACUAGGAAUUGGAGCUACCCCUUUCAUAAGCAUCCUUAGAGAUCUUUUGAACAACACACGAGCUGCAGAUUAUCAAACGGACUCAAACACUGAAACCAGUAGAUCAGAUGACAGCACAAACAGUUAUGCAUCUUCAAGCAUGACAUCAGCUGGGAGCAAAAAGAGAACACAAAGGACUACAAAUGCUCAUUUCUACUGGGUUACAAGAGAACCAGGAUCAUUUGAAUGGUUUAAGGGAGUCAUGGAUGAAGUCGCGGAGAUGGAUCAUAAGGGUCAAAUUGAGUUGCACAACUACCUUACUAGCGUUUAUGAAGAAGGUGAUGCAAGAUCAACUUUGAUCACCAUGGUCCAAGCUCUAAACCAUGCCAAACAUGGUGUUGACAUCCUUUCUGGCACUCGAGUUAGGACACAUUUUGCAAGGCCAAAUUGGAAAGAAGUAUUCUCUAAAAUAUCUAUAAAGCAUCCACUUGCUACAGUAGGGGUAUUCUACUGCGGAAUGCCGGUGUUGGCAAAGGAGCUGAAGAAAUUAUGUCAAGAGUUGAGUCACAAGACAUCCACACGGUUUGAGUUCCACAAGGAGUAUUUCUAAAACAAGAGGACAGCUAUUUUAAGACACCAAGCCUCUGAUAACUUUUUGUAAUUAUUAAAACAAUUGAAGAAAAAAACAUAUAUACAAACGCACACACAUCUCAUAUUUGUAGAACAGCUAGAUGUAAAUGCUGUUACAUUAUACACCAUUCAUACAGCAAUGCUGUACAACAGAAUAGAAAGCUUGAAAAACAAAAAGAGAAAUUUUUAAAGAAAAGGUCCACUCUGUGUUCUGGCUA
Ricinus communis (castor bean) is the source of this 3043-nucleotide messenger RNA. RefSeq names its product respiratory burst oxidase homolog protein E. Lineage: Eukaryota; Viridiplantae; Streptophyta; Magnoliopsida; Malpighiales; Euphorbiaceae. The coding region runs from base 1 to 2805 and encodes 934 amino acids. Gene Ontology annotation, cellular component: plasma membrane. Gene Ontology annotation, molecular function: calcium ion binding; peroxidase activity; NAD(P)H oxidase H2O2-forming activity. The record is from RefSeq and is a predicted model, not a curated record. The transcript is spliced from 14 exons.